AUGCCCCUACUUGAAUCCGGCGCAACCGCAUAUGGAACGUUCGACGACAUGAGAGGAGAUACUGAGGAUGAAGGAGACCAUCUCCUUACGGAGGGAUAUAUGAGCGACGGUGAUGAUACAUCGUCUAUUGAUUCAGUCCAGGAGGGUGUGAGGAAAAUCGAGGCGAUCAACCUUACAUGGACAACCCAAACACUGAUAAUAGCUUAUAUCAGUAUUUUCCUUAUGGCUUUCUGUACUUCUCUGGAGGGCCAGACAAUAAUGUCGCUUUCCGCUUAUGCGACCAGCUCAUUUAGCAAACAUUCUUUGAUAUCUACCGUUCUUGUGGUCCAAAAUGUUGUCAAUGGUAUGCGCUCUGUGAUUAAGCCACCAAUGGCAAAGAUAGCCGAUGUCUUUGGCCGAUUCGAAGCAUUUUGCCUAAGCAUUCUGAUAUACGUCCUCGGAUAUAUUCAAAUGGCUGCGUCGACGAAUGUUCAAACUUACGCUUCAGCCCAGAUAUUCUACGCCGCUGGUUCUACUGGAUUGCAAAUCCUUCAGCAAGUUUUCAUCGCGGAUAGUAGUAGCCUUCUUAACAGGGCACUUUUAGCUCUUUUACCCGAGAUGCCGUUUCUUGUCACGGUCUGGAUAGGGCCAACGAUUGCCGAUGCAAUACUUCAAGCUACUUCGUGGCGCUGGGGCUACGGGAUGUGGUCCAUCAUAUUGCCCGCCUCGUUUCUCCCGUUGGGUCUUUCUCUGCUACUCAACCAACGAAAAGCUAAGCGACUCAACUUGAUAAAAGAACGACCGCAUCACCGACGUGGUAUUAUUGCGACAGUCCGUCGUACCUGGUAUGAUCUUGAUAUAUUCGGGCUAACACUGCUUUCUGCGGCUGUCACAUUGAUACUUGUCCCCCUUACUCUUGCCGCAAACUCAAAGAAUGGGUGGAAGAGCAACAACAUCAUCGUGAUGAUUGCGGUGGGUGUUGUUUGUCUCAUAAUUCUUCCCUUUUGGGAAACCUCAAAAAGGCUUGCGCCCAAGCCUCUUCUAUCCCUUCAUCUUCUCAAACAGCGGACUGCACUUGCAGGAUGCACCUUGGCGUUCUUCUACUUCAUGGCUUUUUACUUCUCGGUCCAGCCAUAUCUCUACUCCUACCUACAAGUCGUACAAGGAUACGACGUUUCCACGGCCGGCCGUGUUACGCAGACUUUCGCAUUUACGUCAACCAUCGCUGCAUUCGGGGUUUCUAUCUUGAUCAAGUAUACACGCCGUUAUCGUGUAUAUGUGACUAUUGGUUGCGUUGUGUACAUAACGGGUCUGCUGCUAAUGUUACUGUGCCGCAAGGAGGGUAGUUCCGCUCUCCAAGUUCUGGGAACACAGAUCAUUGUUGGCGCCGGGGGCGGCCUCCUCAACGUUCCUGUACAGCUCGGCGUGCAAGCGUCUGCCAGCCACCAGGAAGUUGCGGCUGCAACUGCUAUGUUCCUCACGUCCAUGGAGAUGGGCGGUGCUGUGGGUGCUGCUAUUUCCGGAGCCGUCUGGACCCAUAACAUCCCGCGCAAGCUUGCUCUUUACCUCCCCGACGAAUAUAAGUCUGAAGCUGGGGAGAUUUUUGGGAAGCUGACCAAGGCUUUGUCUUACGAGAUGGGAACGCCAGUUAGGGCUGCAAUCAAUCGCUCCUAUCAAGAGACGAUGAACAAGUUGUUGGUAUUGGCUCUAAUAGCCACGCUUCCGCUGAUUCCGUUGAGCCUUCUUAUGUCUAACUAUAGAUUAGACAAGGUGAGUCGCAUGAACUAA
Aspergillus versicolor CBS 583.65 is the source of this 1767-nucleotide messenger RNA. RefSeq names its product siderochrome-iron transporter MirC (gene mirC). Gene Ontology annotation, molecular function: siderophore-iron transmembrane transporter activity. The transcript has 4 exons. Gene Ontology annotation, biological process: siderophore transmembrane transport. The record is from RefSeq and is a predicted model, not a curated record. The coding region runs from base 1 to 1767 and encodes 588 amino acids. NCBI's taxonomy places the organism in Eukaryota, Fungi, Ascomycota, Eurotiomycetes, Eurotiales, Aspergillaceae.